AUGUUCAAGUGCCUUGACUUCCUUCGUCGAAUCUUCUGUUGCUUCAAGCGCGAGAAAGAGCCGAGGGAGGGCAUUCGAAGAUUGAAGACGACGCUUAGUCUUCUGCACAGCACACUUGGAGAAGUACCCGUACCUGGCCUAAAGGCUUUCCUCGGAAUCAGUGUUGGCAUCGUAAAUCUCAUGGAGAAUGUGUCAUCUAACCAACGCAAUUUUCGGGACAUCUAUGAUCUGAUUCAGGAGAUAGAUAACCAGCUUACCGUACUGAAACAACAUUACCCAAUGCCAGAACAGUUGGCAGAGAGGCUUGCUUCAAUCGCUAGUCACAUCGACGAGUUCGAUGACCCACUUCUUGUCGAUCGUUUUUUCAGAUGUAUCAAACAGGAUCUUGACUCUCUGACGCGAGAUGCGGUCAUCAUCGCGGCCGCUAAUGCUUCCAAAAUAGUUGAAAAUGGUAAGAUUAUCUCGCUGAGCAGUUCCGUUGUCGCUAAUAAGCAUUCUCAGAACUACUCGGAAAGCUUUUGUCGGGACGCACAGGAACGUCGUAUUUUGGGUGGCACCUUCUUCUGUUCUCGUCGAGACGAGAACCGGAGGGAUGUUCGUCGCAUUAUCCCGUCAAUCGCCUAUCAGCUCGCGGAAUUCAAUGAAAUAUAUAAGCAGCAGUUGUUGAAGGCCAUUAAAGGAUGGAACGGGAUGAUUACCGCACGUCCUUGUGAGCAAUGGCGGAGGUUGAUCGUUUCGCCGUUAGAAUUGAUGGCGCCAGGUGCCGCUCCUGCCUUGAUUGUAAUCGAUGGGAUCGAUGAAUGUAGUAAUAGAGACGGUCAGCAUGCGCUUUGGACGUGUCUCUCGGGCCCCAUACCGGGAAGCUUCAAAGUCCUGGUGACAGCUGUGCCUGACAGCCAUGUAUCCUUUGGCUUUACGUGGCAUGCGCCCUUCUACAGUGUCGAUCUCGACUCUCCCCGUCAAUCAGUCGACUCUGACAUCCACUUAUACGUUCAAAAUCGCCUUCAGAAGCUCUCCCCCUCUCAAAUGCAAUGGCCAUCGACUGAAGAUGUUUCACGCGUCGUAAAGCGCUCUCAGGGGCUAUUCAUUUACGCUGCUGAGGCAUGUCGGCAGGUGGAGGCCGCAGGUUCUGCGGUAACCCACCUUUCUAACCUGUUGGUCAACAUGAAGGACUUACCGGCCGGAAUGGAACGCUUUUUCGGGAGGAUUUUUACAUCUGCAAUUGGAUCAUUCAGCGAUGAAAAUACCGCAUUAUGUCGGUCCAUAUUGGGGAUGCUCGCACUUCGGAAAGAGCGGAAUCUUUCUUUAUCGGAUCUUUCUGCUCUGCUUGGUUAUGAUACAGCACAUGUGAAGGGUUUACUCGUUGGUUUUCGUUCCAUCCUGCGCGUACCUCAGGACGAUACCGAACCUAUCCAUCUUUACCACCCUUCGCUUACCGAAUUCCUGACGGCUCCUCAAGUAUGGAGAACUCGCUGUGAUUUGGAUGGAUGCGAAAACAUUCAAUGUCAAGAUCAUCCACGGAUCGAUUUCUCCCGUCUUUACAUGCCGAAGGAACAGCGUCAUCGUUGUAUUGCGGACAAACUCUUGCAUUACAUGAUCAGGCAUCUAUCCACUGAUAUAGGAAUCGCACGGUACACAGUUGGAGCGGGUCGUAUCAUAGAAGCGCAACGGUCAGCUCCUAACGGAGCUCUCGAAUAUGCUUGCAAGCAUUGGGCAGAUCAUCUCCUUUUGUCGGGCUCCAACAGGAGAGAAGAUGUGAACCAAUUAGCACUUUUGGUUACCAGUUUCUUGGAGACGAAGGGUGGUUCUUGGCUGGGGGAGACAGUCAAUAAUUCACGUGACUCUUUCCAUGAGUCUUUGCGCGAUCUUCAGAGCGCCGAUGCAUGGCAGCGUCUGCAUGCAUCCGCAUUUGCACCGGAGAUUCAACAGCCUCUUCGGAGGCUCAUCCAAGUUGGCAUAUCGAAACUCGAGAUCGUCAUCCAUUCUAGAACCUCAGGGAGCACUGGUCCUGAAGAGACUGUCCUUCAGGAUGUACAGCCUAUAGUAUCGCCUAUUCUCCAUCAUGAUGCCCACAGAGUCUCACCUCCUCAUUUCUCCCCGACAAAUCCCCGAGUUCAAAUGCCGGUCCCUUCUAUUUUAGGAAGAGAAAUGGUGUCUCAAUCGUAUGACAGUCAUACAUUACGGCACUAUCGUUCAUGGCAGGAAGAGAACUCUCCUCGCGCGAGUAGUUGGCGGCGGUCACUCUUGAUGAGGCCGUCGAGAUCAGCCACUUUUGCCGACCAAAUAACCUGA
Messenger RNA from Guyanagaster necrorhizus, 2292 nucleotides. RefSeq lists its product as uncharacterized. The record is from RefSeq and is a predicted model, not a curated record. Bases 1 to 2292 code for a protein of 763 amino acids. The transcript has 7 exons. NCBI's taxonomy places the organism in Eukaryota, Fungi, Basidiomycota, Agaricomycetes, Agaricales, Physalacriaceae.